UCAAACGUAGUUGUCAGUCAACAACAGAUAUUUGUAAUUGUUUGUAAUAAGUUCAGUCAAGAUAUAUUUAUCGUCGAUCACACAUCAUUAUAUAAAGUAAAAUGAUGAAUGUUACGGGAAUGGGGAUGCCUCCCCAGCUGACCCCUGUGCAGCAACAGCAUCAACAACAACUCCUACAGCAGAGUCAACAACAACAACAGCAGCAACAACUUCAACAGCACCAACAACAACAGCAGCAACAACAACAGCAACAGCAGCAACAACAACAGCAGCAGCAGCAACAACAAGGACAACAGCCAAAUCUGCAGCUGCACCAUCAGCAUCAUAAUUUACAAAUUGCUUUGGAUAACAUUACCAAAGUUAAAACACUCAUCCUGCCUUUGAGAGAAUCUCUAUCUAGUACUAUAAAAGCUGCAGCUCAGAUGCUGAAUCAGAAUGGUCAAGUUGAUGUUGGUUCACAAAAAGGAGUUGAUGAAAACAUACCAAGGUUUGAUAGGAAUUUGGAAGAGUUUUAUUCCCUUUGUGACUUAAUUGAAUUGCAUGUGAAAACUUCAAUAAAAGCAAUUGGACAAGCGGAGAGCAGCAACAGAUAUCAUCAUCUGCCGGUAAUUCCAACCCGUCUGGACAACACUGGCAUCCCGGAUAACGCAUUGACGUACCCUCAGUAUUUGGCCUCGGUGAACGCCCAGGUUUCUUAUACCAAAGAGAUCCAUGACACCUUGAUUGCAGCCGCUCAGAACAUAUCGCCAUCCGAUUGAUAUUUCUAUUAAAUUUUAAGACACAUUUCAA
Messenger RNA from Nicrophorus vespilloides, 789 nucleotides. Its product is annotated as mediator of RNA polymerase II transcription subunit 29-like. Lineage: Eukaryota; Metazoa; Arthropoda; Insecta; Coleoptera; Silphidae. The coding region runs from base 102 to 758 and encodes 218 amino acids. Gene Ontology annotation, biological process: regulation of transcription by RNA polymerase II. Gene Ontology annotation, cellular component: mediator complex. The record is from RefSeq and is a predicted model, not a curated record. The transcript is spliced from 5 exons. Gene Ontology annotation, molecular function: transcription factor binding; transcription coregulator activity.